Messenger RNA from Fusarium redolens, 1295 nucleotides. RefSeq names its product nucleotide-diphospho-sugar transferase. NCBI's taxonomy places the organism in Eukaryota, Fungi, Ascomycota, Sordariomycetes, Hypocreales, Nectriaceae. The coding region runs from base 166 to 1242 and encodes 358 amino acids. Gene Ontology annotation, molecular function: mannosyltransferase activity. Gene Ontology annotation, biological process: mannosyl-inositol phosphorylceramide biosynthetic process. The transcript has a single exon. The record is from RefSeq and is a predicted model, not a curated record.
UUUCAAUAAAUUAAAUUAAAAUGUUAUAUAAGGUGUGAGGGCUGGAAGUCAAGGGGCUUUUGGUCUUUUUGCAUGAAACUUUGCUCACAAGACAUAUAAUAACCGUGAAGGACCAAAUUCAACUCUGGCGGGGUCUUUAGCUUGGAAUGUUUUCAGCUUGGGACAAUGGCUCUCCAGGAUAUCAUUCAACACUUGCGCGCGCGCUUUGGAAAGUAUGAAAGAUUAUACGACGAGGAGCAUUUUGAGUCGGAAUCUUCAUCGUACAAGAGAUGCGUCAACAAUCGAUUUGGAUUUCCAAGAUUCAGGAAGCUCACAGUAUACCUGAUCCUGAUCAACCUGAUACUUCUUGGACUGUUGAUUCAUUCUCUUCACCCUCUCAUCACCUUACUACUACGGAAUAACGAACUAUUCGCAAUCAACUUCUUUGUCGACCAUGCAGCACAUCCAGAAGCAUUCCCAAGGCCAGAUGGGAGGAAGAUACCGCGAAUCCUGCAUCAAACAGCUCCCAACGACACCAUUCCAGAAAUUUGGGCAACUUCGCAGCAGAGUUGCAAGGAAGCAUAUUCUGACUUUGAAUAUAAGCUCUGGACUGAUGAAGGGGCACGCGAAUUUCUCGAGGCUGAAUUUCCCUGGUAUCUCGACACUUGGGACAACUAUCCUUUUCCAAUCCAGCGCGCAGACGCUAUCCGCUACUUUGUUCUUUAUUUCUAUGGCGGGAUAUAUAUGGAUAUGGACACUUAUUGUAAUUCGUCCUUCCCCAUAGAUCAGCUCGAAUCUCUUCCAGGGAACGACCAUGCCUUGUUCAAAUCGACAUUGCCAACCGGUAUCACGAAUGACUUUUUAAUCUCAACCGCAAAGCACCCAGCUUUUGCAUCAGCAGUGUCGAGACUGGCCACCUUUCACCAGACAACCCGGCUCUGGGCUCGACUUCAACCCUACGCAGCUAUAAUGCUGUCUACAGGACCUCUCUUCUUGACCCUGGCAGUGCAACAAUAUCUGCUCGGCCAACCAAUUCUACCAUCACCAACCAUACAAAUCAUGGACCCUGCGAAUCUACUGCCAUAUAUGACAGACUUUGAAACUGCAACCUGGCACCAAGGAGACGCUCAAGUACUCAAGUGGCUUGGAGACAGGCCGUGGACAUGGUUCAGUUUGGGGUUCGUUGGGGUUACCGCCGGCCUAUACACCUUUAAUUGCGUGCUGUCACGAACUUUUACGACUCUUUAUCGUAAGCUAUUAUAAUACCAUAUAGAUUUAGCGACUGCUUCUCAAGAAAGAAAAUUUCCCCAAGAAAU